Molecule: messenger RNA, 2062 nt
Organism: Branchiostoma floridae (Florida lancelet)
Lineage: Eukaryota; Metazoa; Chordata; Leptocardii; Amphioxiformes; Branchiostomatidae
Product: phosphotriesterase-related protein-like
Exons: 8
Coding region: 590-1726 (378 amino acids)
Biological process (GO): catabolic process
Molecular function (GO): zinc ion binding
Source: RefSeq, a predicted model, not a curated record
CAUGGGAGGGGUGCUAUAUACCUGCAAGUUAAUGAUAAAUGACGAUGUGUACAAAACACAAGACUUUGGACCCCUGAGUAGGCGGUAUCAGGACUCUAGACAUUUAUUAUUAUUCUAUGGCAGCACAAAGUAACCAACACUGUGGUACAGAACGUAUCGCGGUCUCUGCAACACCAUCAACUAAACUCGUCACGUGUAUUCUGCUGGUAGUUCAACCUCAACAGUACCAGUGCUGUCUUCCCUCGUCCUUGGUGGCAACAUUUGUCUUCCCCACACUCAUUUACGUCCUAUGGAAAGGCCCUGACGCACACUAUGAAUGGGAGAGUCCAAACAGGUGACUUAUAUUACUUGCAACAAAAAAUUUAUUUCUAGGUUGUAGGUAAUCACGAUGUUUCUGUUGGGAAAGAGGAGACCAGGGAUAAUUGCACACAAAAACCUAAACGUUAAAUUGCCUCUUACCUCAAGAAUAGGGACGGUGAGUAGUAAGCCACAGAGCAUACCUAUAGUUAAUGGUAAAGGUUGAGAUAAUUGUUCAGUAAAAAUAUACAACAAAUUUUGACCAAAAUCCAUUGAACCUACAACGUUUUACAUGCACGUACUUAACGUAUGUAGUUAUUGUCAAGACAACUGGGGUUUCAACAUUCUAUUAUCAGUAGGCUAUUUUACAGACAGGCAUGACUAUAAUUGGUCUCUCAUCUGUACAGUACUAGGCCCGAUUGAACCCGAGAACCUCGGUAAGACCAUAACUCACGAGCACCUCGUGGCGGAUUUCUCCAUAUUCCAAGCCCCGCCACCCAAACAUGCCCCUCACAUGGGGACAAUGUCGCUCAUCAUGGAGAACUUGGGUUUCAUCAGACAGUAUCCGUAUAGCAUUUCAGCCAAUAUCACCCUACAUGGCGAAGAAGAUCACAUGGUGGAAGAGCUGAAAUUCUAUCAAAAGAAUGGAGGAUGCUCUAUCGUUGAAUGCACCUCUCUUGGCCUGAGUAGAGAUGUUGGGAAACUACGGAAGAUAUCAAUGGAAUCUGGAGUGAACAUCAUUUGUGGCACAGGUUAUUACAUAGACAGCACCCAUCCAUCAAACAUGAACAGCCUUACCCAGGAAGACCUGGUGGCUACCAUGGUCCAUGACAUCACCGAGGGGGCUGAUGGGACUGAUGUACGGUGUGGUGUGAUUGGGGAAGUUGGCUGUUCUUGGCCCCUGACAGACAACGAAAAGAAAGUUCUGAAAGCGUCAGCCACAGCCCAGAGUGACACAGGCUGUCCAGUAAUCAUCCAUCCCGGAAGGCACACUGACGCUCCUGCCGAGAUCAUCAGGGUACUGCAGGAGGCAGGCGGUGACGUGAGGGCGACGGUCAUGUCCCACCUUGACAGAACCUUCUUCAGUCCUGAAGAGUUUCUGGAGUUUGCUACAUUGGGAUGUUACCUGGAAUGGGACUUCUUUGGGCUGGAGGUGUCCGGUAGUCCAUGGCAGUCAGUGGCGACAGACAUGCCGAACGAUGCCUCGAGGAUCAACAUGAUUCAACAGGUGUUGCAAGAGGGGUACGCUGACCAGGUGGUCAUCUCUCAUGACAUGGACACCAAACAUAGGCUGAUGCACUAUGGCGGACAUGGCUACUCCCACAUCUUCCUCAAUGUUGUACCCAUGAUGCUGAGGAAAGGGAUCUCCCAGGAUGACAUCGACAAGAUCCUCAUCGACAACCCAAGAAAAUGGCUUACUUUCAAUUAGUAAAAUGUCGUUAUUUCACCGAAACCGCGCUGUAUACUAAAGUAAAGCGUCCUACAUCAAACGGCCGCGGGACAGUUGCGGAAUAAAAUCGACAUAGGUGGCUUCAAAGCGAUAGUGGUUUGACUUUGACUUUGACUUUAUUGACGAUGAGACAAGUCAUUAUAUGGGUCUGCCUAGGCAGCUUUGGGCUGGUCGCGGCAGAACCUAAAAUUUCAUUCAAUUGUCCCAAGGUACGCUUUAUUAAAUUAAGAUAAACAUUUAAUUGUUUUAUCUUCUCCCUUUUCAAACCUUUUUUGUCAAAUUAGAUUAAAUUGAAUUAAAGUAUUUUCUGCUUGG